Molecule: messenger RNA, 771 nt
Organism: Cyphellophora attinorum
Lineage: Eukaryota; Fungi; Ascomycota; Eurotiomycetes; Chaetothyriales; Cyphellophoraceae
Product: putative 4-coumarate--CoA ligase 1
Exons: 3
Coding region: 1-771 (256 amino acids)
Molecular function (GO): CoA-ligase activity
Source: RefSeq, a predicted model, not a curated record
AUGCAAAUGCUAAAAGAUCCACUCAGCAGAACGUCCGACUUUUCAUCGCUCAAAUGUCUCUUCAACGCAGCAGCGCCACUGAAAAGCGAGUUGGCGACGCAAGUCGAGGACCUUGUCGGGUGCCCUAUCACGCAGUGGUAUGGGAUGACCGAGGCAAGCCCAAGUGCAAUCACACAAACCAUCGCUCAGCUCUCCAGGAUUGGCAGCAUUGGAAAGCUACUGCCAGGCCUUGAGAUGGUUGUGGUUGACGAAGAUAACAAAGAAUGUGCCACGUUGCAGAGCGGCGAAAUCUGCCUGCGCGGACCAAACAUCAUGCAAGGGUAUCUAGGACAGAUCGAUGCAUCUUCUUCGAGUCUGAACGGGUUCUUUCGCACUGGUGACAUUGGCUACGUUGAUCGCGAUGGCUUCGUCUUCCUUGUGGACCGAGCGAAGGAGAUGAUUAAAGUAAAGGGUCAUCAAGUCGCUCCAGCGGAACUUGAAGCUAUCCUAUUGUCGCAUCCGGAGAUCUUGGAUGCGGCUGUGAAGGGCGUCUACCGGGACGAUAUUGCCAGCGAGGUACCGAUCGGGUUUCUUGUGAGCAACAUUGCCCAGGAUCGACAGCGCUCGCUUGUAGAAGAGCUCCAGAGGACGAUCCGAGAGAAGGUGGCUCCUUACAAAAGAAUUGUAGGCGGUCUGCACUUUAUCAGUGAGAUUCCACGCAAUCCCUCUGGCAAAGUGCUCCGAAGGCUCCUCCCGAGCUCGGAACCGCUGCUGAACCAAGCGAAGCUGUAG